GCCAUGGCGGAGCCGGUGAGGAAACGGGGCCGCCGGCCUCGGGGCGGCAGUGCCGGGCGAGGGGCUCGCGGGUCCCGGGGCGGUCGGGGUCGUCGUCCUCGCAUCCCGCGACCUUCAGCCCAGCGCACCCUGGACUCGGAGUUUGUGGACUUGGUCAGCGACAGCGAUGAGGACAUCCUGGAGGUCGCAACGGCGCGCGGCGCUGUGGACUCGGUCGAGGUUCCUCUCCCGGAGCGCUCAGGGCCGGCCGCCCGCCGGGACGACAGCGACAGCGACAGCGACAGCGAAGGGGCGGACGCACCACCCGCCGGAGCCCCGCGGGCACCGGUCAGGCGGCGGCGGCGGCUGCUGCUGGAUCCGGGGGAGGCACCGGCCGUUCCGGUGUACUCCGGCAAGGUGAAAAGCAGCCUUCAUCUCAUCCCAGAUCACCAGUCCCUCCUGAAACUCUGUCCCCCGGAGGCUGAGGAAGAGACGGAUAUGGCAGAUUCCAGCAGUCCCCAUGCUGAGGAUGCCCCGUGUCCAGAGUCUCCCUGGAAGAAGAAGCUCAGGAGUAAGGAUGCAGAAGAGAAGACAAAGGAAGUGUUUCUGGUUCAAGACACCUCUCCUUUGCCUUCACCUCUGCCAAGGACCAAAAGCAGAAAGCAUACACGGGCACUCCAGAAGUUAAGGGAGGUGAGCAAGCGCCUCCAAGAUCUCCGUUCCUGCCUGAGUCCCAAGCAGCGCCAGGGCCAGGAUCACCAGCACCAGGAGGACGAGGUGGUCCUGGUGGAGGGUCCCACCCUUCCGGAGAGCCCCCGACUCUUCCCGAUGAAAAUCCGGUGCCGGGCUGAUGUGGUCAGACUGCCCGUCAGAAUGUCGGAGCCCCUACAGCGUGUGGUGGACCACAUGGCCGCCCGUCUCGGGGUGCCCCCAAGCAGGAUCCUCUUGCUCUUUGGAGAGACAGAGCUGUCCCCUACUGCUACUCCCAGGACACUAAAGCUCGGAGUGGCUGACAUCAUUGACUGCGUGGUGCUAGCAAGUUCGCCCGAGACCUCAGAGGUGUCCCAGCUGCUCCAGCUGCGGGUGCAGGGAAAGGAGAAACACCAGACGCUGGAAGUCUCACUGUCUCCGGACUCUCCUCUCAAGAACCUCAUGUCCCGGUACGAGGAGGCCAUGGGACUCUCGGGCCACAAGCUCUCCUUCUUCUUUGAUGGGACAAAGCUUUCAGGCAAGGAGCUGCCUGCUGAUCUGGGUAUGGAAUCCGGAGACCUCAUCGAGGUCUGGGGCUGAAAACCCCCCUCCCUAUUUGGAGGCCCAACCUGGACUUGGGGAGAACAGCUGCCCCUUUUGGCCCUAUAUGGGUUUAUCCUUAAGCUGAUGCAAAAUUGAGCAGUGACCUUCCCCCUCCAUUGACCCUGGUUUCAAGCCUGUAGUUCCCUGGUUAGCUAAGUGGUGGUUGUUGCCACCCCGGGGGACUGUGACUCCAUUUGCGUGGUAUGCUGCAUUGGCAGCCCCCGGGACCCAGAGAAUGUGUUCCUCAUCCCCAGCCUUUCCUUCCUCAAAACGUCCGUUGUAUGAAACCGCUCCAUUUUAGAGCAGGUGGAGGGUGCGGGGGUGCGGAUUCCAGGCCUGGGAUUUCUGCCCUGCCUGAGACCCGCAGUGGCCCUCAGCGGGUUCGGAUGAAGCUGGCUCGAGGCACACGCGUGCUCCGUUGGGGGACUGAGCCGGCUCACACACACGGUCACACAAGCAGGGCGGAUGGCGGGUCACCCUUCUCUGCGACAGAGUGGAUUCUCAGCCUCGAUGUCUUCCUCGCCCCAGCACCCCUGAGAGCCAGCCUUCCUGAUGCACACGCGUUGUUAAAGGCACAAUAGAGCACAUCCGAGCUUUUCUGUCUGGCUCUCGGGGUGCUCGUCCACGAAAGGCUUCUCCGGGCUCCGGGCGCUCUCUUCCCGGUCUUCCUGUCACGCCGAGCGCCCCUUUCACCUUGAACAUGAAUGUAUCCUUGUCAGAUGUGCUGUCACGUGGGGGGAUAUACUUCUGCGGCACGUGGUCUUACUCUGCUGCAGACCUUGGGCUGUUUCUUCUCUCAUUCAACACAUGUCGCCCCUCCGUGCGCGUCGGUGCGGGGACCGCUCCGCAGAGUCCCACACGGUCUCCAAGGGGCAGACAGCUGCGUGCCUCCAGCUCCCGGGCUCGUAAACAAAGCCACGAUGUCAUCUUCCGUGCGUCCCUUCCACGCUUGCAUGGAACGUUCUCCGGCAUGGCCACCGGGCAUGGGAGGACAAGUCAGACUGGUGAAUUUCCUGUGGUUCUACCAAAGUUUUCUUCCGAUUGGUCAUUGAGCCUCCCCUGGGGGGUCCUCGUCAGUACUUGUUGCCGCCCUGCUUUCUCAUUUUUGCGUCUGGUGGGUGGAAGGUAGUGGCGUGUUUCAGUGCCCAUUCAUCUGAUCGCCAGUUAUUGGGGAGGAUUUCUUCCCCUUUGGGGAUCGCUUUCUGUGCCCUGCCCUGAUGGGUGCAGACAGCUCUCCGGACGGCACUGGUGCCUGGUUAUUUAGGGGGUGCCCUUCACCAAGCAGAAACACUCAAUUUUAAUGUAGGUGUGUGAACUGUUUGGUGCUCUCAUUUGUUGCUUUUUGUUUUCUUAUUUAAAAGUAGUUUAGAUGGUUUAUGUUUCCUGCCGUUGGCUUGUCAGCUUGUCCUUUAACCUUUAGGCCGCGAGCUAGGGCUGAAGUCCAGCCAGUAAAGCCCAGUGCGCACGUUGGCUGGCAUUGUCUCCUGCAUGAGGAGACAGGGGUUCGCCUUGGUUGAUUCCAGGCUGCACUCGUUGCUGAAUAUUGCGUGGUACUUUUAAACCGUUUGGUUUCACCUUCACACGUGAGAUCCAAGUUUUGUUUUCACCCCAAAACGAGCCAGUCUUCUCAAGUGCUGUCUACUAAUAAAGCCAUUAAUUGUCCACUGAUACGUGGUAUAAUUUUGGCAAAAGUAUGUCACUUUCUAAAACCUUUCGUUGGAAUACAACAUUCCUUUGACCUUAUAAUAUGAGAAAAACAGAAAGAAGCCUGUAUAACAUUUAAAUAAUCCACAAUAUGGUAUAAAUUUCGUUUUUUUUUCCCCAGGAGUUUUUAUAUCCAUUAAUGUUUGGACACAUUAAAAAUGUGUAUUCAGUCUUAGCCAAUAAACGGGAGUAUACUCAC
Molecule: messenger RNA, 3175 nt
Organism: Neogale vison (American mink)
Lineage: Eukaryota; Metazoa; Chordata; Mammalia; Carnivora; Mustelidae
Gene: NFATC2IP
Product: nuclear factor of activated T cells 2 interacting protein
Exons: 8
Coding region: 4-1269 (421 amino acids)
Biological process (GO): positive regulation of transcription by RNA polymerase II; cytokine production
Molecular function (GO): protein binding
Source: RefSeq, a predicted model, not a curated record